This is a messenger RNA of Nerophis ophidion (straightnose pipefish), 4397 nucleotides long. RefSeq lists its product as uncharacterized. The transcript has 7 exons. The record is from RefSeq and is a predicted model, not a curated record. Lineage: Eukaryota; Metazoa; Chordata; Actinopteri; Syngnathiformes; Syngnathidae. Bases 324 to 899 code for a protein of 191 amino acids.
UCCUCUAACAAACAUACACAUUUCAAAGCGUACCAGUGUGACGCAACGUUAAAAGGUCUAAACCGGAAGCCAAGAACAUAAAAUAUUUUUCUAGUGUUAUUUUUUUCAAUAUCGAUAUUUUGUGUCUCUUGCGUCUGUUCGCAGACCAUUACGGUAUCAAGGAAGCGAGGAAGAAGCUGACCACUCGAUGAUGUAAACAUAAGGACACACUAGUGAUCACGGCGCCAGUAUAAAUAGUUUGUCUGCAUUAGCGCUUAUAAUAACAAUUGUAGAGGUCUUGCACCUUUGGACCACCAGUCACCGACACGCCAGGCUCUUCCAAGAUGGAUGGAGACACUAAAAAGAAGGUGACGGACAUCUCUAAGACAUCUCGUAAGGGGGAGUCUGAGAAGUUAACCUUUACAGAAAACAAAUUCAGAGGUCGAGGUUUCCAAGGCCGUGGUCGAAUGGGUUCUAUGAGCCGAGGUGGUGGACGGGGCAUGAUGAAAGUCAUCGGUCCACCUUUUCACGGGAGGGGUCCAAUGAAGGAUGGAGCGAUGAACGGCUUUUCCCCCAUGAGAGGAAUGGGCAGAAUGCGACCCUACCCUGAACUCAGAGGUCAUCGAGGUAGGUAUGGACCAAUAGGCAUGGGUCUUCUGCCUCCCCCCAUGCACUUUAGAGGACCCUUCCCGCCCAUGCCCAGACACGGCCCUCCUCCACUGCCACCUCCAGGCCACCUGGCUUUUAGAGGGCGUCUUCCACACCCCAGAGGCCAUGGCAUGCCUGUCCCCGCCCCCCCUCGUCACUUCCACCCCAGAGGUCCAAGAGGCUACCACAAUGGACCGGUGUAUCCUCCACCUCACCCUCAGCAUGGCAGAGGCCAGAGGUGGCCGGGGCCCCCUAGUGGCCGCCACUUUUAAUACAGCCUGUUCUAGAAACAGCACAAAAGACCACUUCUUAUUCAAAAAAGGUGAAAACCUCAUUGCUUUACAAAGGAAAACAUGUUAGAUAUUUUUUUUGUUUGUUUUACAAGUCAGUGAGUAAUGCCUCACAUCUUAUUUAAUGUAAUGUGAUGCACACUUUUUAACCUUCCUUCAGUUACCUAGAUAUAGUUUUUUGGUAACAACCUCACCAAGCUGUUCUCCAUUUGUUUAGUAUUCAUAUAUACCAUUAUUGUGCAGCUAUUUAACAAAUAUUACUGUUUGGAACAUGAAUGUUUGUCUUCAAUACAGUGCUGAGUAGUGUUAAACAAAUAGAGUGAUUACAUGAUCUUUUGUUUCUGGAAUGAAAAGGUUUGUUCCACUGUAAUUAACGACACAACUUUUGUCAAUUUAGUAGAAAAAAGAAAUAAAGUAAAAAAGAUAAAAAGAAAAAACUUCUCCUUUUUUUUUGUUUAUUCACAAAUAAAUCUUGAGUUGUCAGCACAUUUUCAUAACUGAAUCUGUGUCAUUUUCAGUGUGUAGAUUACAUUAGAGCAGGGGUGUUAAACUCAAAUACAGAGUGGGCAAAAGUUUAAAACCGAACAAAGGCGUGGGCCAAGGUUGAACAAAUUAACCUUUUAAUAGGGACCCAAACAAGUUUUGCAAGGCUUAUAUAACUUUAUAGUGACAUGCAAAAUCGAGUUUCAAAUAAUAAUAAUUAAAAAAUAUCAAUGGCAUAUCAAAUAAAAUAAAAAUUAAAUGCCUCUUUUCGGCGGCGGGGUUGAGGUGGGGCGGGAUUUGGUGGUAGCGGGGGGUGUAAAUUGUAGCGUACCAGAAGAGUUAGCGCUGCAAGGGGUUCUGAGUAUUUGUUCUAUUGUGUUAAUGUUGUGUUACGGUGCGGAUGUUCUCCCAAAAUGUGUUUGUCAUUCUUGUUUGGUGUGGGUUCACAGUGUGGCGCAUAUUUGUAACAGUGUUAAAGUUGUGUAUACGGCCACCCUCAGUGUGACCUGUAUGGCUGUUGAUCAAGUAUGCAUUGCAUUCACUUGUGUGUGUGUUUAAGCCGCUUAUAUUAUGUGACUGGGCCGGCACGCUGUUUGUAUGGAGGAAAAGCAGACGUGGCGACAGGUUGUAGAGAACGCCAAAGGCAGUGCCUUUAAGGCCUUCCCCCAAUAUUGUUGUCCGGGUGGAAAUCGGGAGAAAUUCGGGAGGGGCACUGAUCUUCGGGAGAUUCCUGGGAAAAUCCGGAGGGUUGACAAGUAUGAAUAUUAGCGGUGAAUGCGGUGUUACAGCGGCGGGCCAGCUCUAAUGUUAAUUUGAUAUUGCCUCAAGGGCCAAAUGAAAUUACACGUCGUGCCAAAUUUGGCCCGCGGGCCAGAGUUUGAUACCCACACACUAGUUUUGCAUAAUAAUUUCAGAAUAUUGUGCAUGUGACAUGAAUUAUUGCGUUUAAUGAACUAAUAGUAAUAUAUUAGUAGCUAUUGUAGUGUUAUUUUAGGCUUACUGGGAAACAAAACAUUUUACAUGAACAAAUUAGUGAUUUCUAAAAAAAUACAAUAAAUACAUAUUAAUCCACUACAAACAUUUUUUUUAACUAAUCUUAUUGACACUAUUGCCUUAACAGUCAUGAAGUUUAUACAUAAUAUGCUUUAUUUUUGCUGCAAACAUUGCACCCAGUAGUGCUAAUUACAAUUUAAUAAGUUUAUAUUGGAAAUGUAGGACAACCAGCUGCUGCAAUCUUUCCCUAUGCACCUUUUUCCAUCUUUGUACACAUUUUCCAUGCUGCCCCCUUGGUCAAUUCUCCCUGCACUUGCUUCUAACACGACUGACUGUUGUCUCCUGAAAGGGGAGUGGCACACAGUACAGUUAACCUCCCCCAGCCCUGGGAACACAGGCCCUUCUUCCCUACAGCUCUCCAACUGCAACAUGAGGCCUGAGGUGCAGCCUUCACAUGGAAGGGUGAGUCUCCUCUCUUACUGUAUUUCCUCCAGUUGUGGCCACUCUUAAAGGGGAACAUUAUCACAAUUUCAGAAGGGUUAAAACCAAUAAAAAUUGGUUCUCAUGGCUUAUUUUAUUUUUCGAAGUUUUUUUCAAAAUGUUACCCAUCAUGGAAUAUCCCGAAAAAAGGCUUUAAAGUGCCUGAUUUUCUCUAUCUGUAAAUCCACUCGUCCAUUUUCCUGUGACAUCACAUAGGGCUACCAAUACAAACAAACAUGGCGGAUAGAACAGCAAGAUAUAGCGACAUUAGCUCGGAUUCAGACUCGGAUUUCAGCGGCUUAAGCAAUUCAACAGAUUACGCAUGUAUUGAAACAGAUGGUUGGAGUGUGGAGACAGAUAGCGAAAACGAAAUUGAAGAAGAAACUGAAGCUAUUGAGCGAAUUGAAGCUUUUCGGCGAUCUCCUUCUAACCAACGAUUGCAUCUUUUGACCACUGGAGCAACUUAAAUCCGUCGAUUGGUAAGUGUUUGUUUGGCAUUAAAUUUGGGUGGAGGGAAAGGCUGGAUGCAAAUAUAGCUACAAAUGUACAUACAGGUAGCCUAAAUAGCAUGUUAGCAUCUAUUAGCUGGCAGUCAUGCCGUGGCCAAAUAUGUCUGAUUAGCACAUAAGUCAAUAACAUCAACAAAACUCAACUUUGUGAUUUCGUUGACUUUAUCGUUGGAAAUACAUCUGCUUUAAGUGUCGCAGGAUAUCCACACAUCUCUGUCGUAGCAUCGCUAUAGUCGGUAAAAUGUGCAGAACAAACUAAGGACUUUCGCAUCUCUUGACACUGGUGCAACUUGAAUCCGUCGAUUGGUAUGUGUUUGUUUGGCAUUAAAUGUGGGUUAAAGGCUGGAUGCAAAUAUAGCUACAAAUGAGGCAUAACGAUGCAAUAUGUACAUACAGCUGGCCUAAAUAGCAUGUUAUCAUCGAUUAGCAUGCCGUGUUAAUCGAUGCACUCCACGUAAGUCAACUUGAAUCCGUCCCUGAUCGUGUUGUCACACCCUCCGACAACACACCGACGAGGCAUGAUGUCUCCAAGGUACGGAAAACAGUCGAAAAAACGGAAAAUAACAGAGCUGAUUUGAUUUGUGUGUGUAAUGUCUUUGAGAAAAUGGUGGAUUGUUUCCCGUUGUAACGUCACAGGUGAAAGGUCAUCGCUCCGACAGCGAACAAUUGAAAGGCGUUUAAAUCGCCAAAUUCACCCUUUUAGAGUUCGGAAAUUGGUUAAAAAAACAUAUGGUCUUUUUUUCUGCCAUGUCAAGGUAUAUAUUGACGCUUACCAAGGUCUGGUGAUAAUGUUCCCCUUUAAAUUAUAUACAGGGCAGUAAACGUUACACAAAUGGCUAACACAUGCAAGGUACGUGUGUUAAGCUGAACUUUUUACACUGGAAUUUCAAGAGAAAGUAAAUAUGAUAAAUAACCACACCUGGCCUUUCUUUGAGGAAAUGCCGUAUGUAUGUGUUGAUAAUUAGUACACAGAACUGCAUAUAAUUUGAAUGACUUAAUAAAAUAUUGCCAAGAA